CGACUGUUUGGAAAGGUUGCACCUAAAGGACCGGGUACAGCACCUUAGUAGACCGGUAGCAUCUAUUUUGGCCAAUAAGGAGCGCAUGGUUGUCACAGACUAUAUCAAGGAUGUAGUCUGUACCUUCUUCUCCUAUGGACGAGGGGAACUUGAUCACAAGAUUUCGUUCCUGGUUAGCGACGACUUACCGUUUGAUAUGCUGUUAGGAAUGUACUACCUUGAGGUUGCUAAGCCCCAGUUUGAUUGGGACAAGAAGGUGCUAAAGCAUAAGUUGCAGGGUGGAAGGACCGUGAGACUGGCCAAGUAUAAGGCUAGUAGCUUAAUAGAAUCCUAUGGCUGCUUGUGCGCAUCAGCGUUCUACAAUUAUUAUAAACAGAACCAAGAGGAGGGUAUGUACCUAGUGUAUGUCUCUGAGAAAGGGGAGGCCGUAAAAACACCCCCAGAGAUAGAACACGUCGUUGCUAAGUUCCCCGAUCUGUUUGAGGAGCCUACAGGAGUCGUAGAAAGGGAGAUUGUUCAUGCCAUAAAAAUCAUUCCAGGGAGUAAAACCCCAAAGGGAAGGAUCUAUAGGAUGGCUCCGGCCGAGUUGGACAAGCUCCAGCGACAACUGAAAGAGCUUACAGAGAAGAGAUGGAUACGGCCAAGUACUUCCCCCUUUGGAUCUCCAGUUCUAUUUGUACCGAAGAAGGGAGGAACAUUGAGGAUGUGCAUUGAUUACAGAGGCCUCAAUGCCAUCACAGUGAAAAACGCAGAGCCUCUACCUCGCAUAGACGACCUAUUGGAUAGGGUGCAGGGAUGUAAGAACUAUAGCAAGAUAGACUUAAAAUCCGGCUACCAUCAGAUUGCUAUAAGACCUGAGGAUCAACACAAGACUUCUUUUCAGACCCGAUACGAUCUGUAUGAGUUUGUAGUGAUGCCCUUUGGCCUUUGCAAUGCGCCGGGUACAUUCCAGCACACCAUGAAUAGGAUCUUCCAUGACUACUUAGAUAAGCUUGUCGUCGUAUACCUUGACGAUAUUCUUAUCUUUAGUAAGUUUGUCGAAGAGCAUGCACAACACGUUGAGACUGUACUUUCACUCCUGCGACACCACGAGUAUAAGGUCAACUUAGAGAAAUUGCUGGCUCAGCAGGAUGGGAAGAAAUUGAGACCGAUUGAGUACAUGAGUAAGAAAAUGCCAUCAAAGAAACUGGCAAAGUCCACCUACGAAAGGGAACUCUAUGCUCUCUACAAGGCACUUGUCCAUUGGAGACACUUUCUGUUGGGACGGUUCUUCUAUUUGAGAACUGACCAUCAAACCCUUAAAUGGAUCAAGACUCAACCGGCUCUUUCUGAUGCACUCAAGCGCUGGAUUGAGGUCAUAGAUCAGUAUGACUUCAAGCUAGAGUAUCUGAAGGGAGAGUAUAACAAGGUUGCAGAUGCGCCGUCACGUAGGGCAGACUACCUAGGGGCGCUAGUUUCUGAGUUUGGUGUAUUUGAGGAAGUAACUCAAUCGUUGGUGGGAGCCUAUCAGGAAGACCCUGUCACGAUGGACAUCAUACGCAAGCUUCAGGCGAAAGAUAAGGCCACAGAAGAGGAGUUUGUGAUGGUGGAUGGGCUACUCUUUCUUGAUAAGGCCGGGUACCUCGAAGACGAAGCUGGAGCUAUGGCGCCGCAGAUGCUGCUCACAAGGGGAGGUCUUUCCUUGUCAUUUGAUAUGGAUGAUGAUCAAGAGAACAUGCUCAACAAUGCAGAGACAGAAGCAGACAAUAUGCUUCUAGCAAGAAUGCUCAAGUCCUCCAGGAUAUUACAACUGACUGAGCCAGAGGCUUACUUUCUGGAAGAUAAUGAAGAGGGACCGUAUAGCCCACGCAAUGAGUUGCAGGCUCUCAGCUUGUUAUACACACGCCUGAUGGCGGCCUCACAAGCGUCUGUCCAUCAGUGGAAGCGCAUGAAACUCAGAGAUGAUGCGGAGGUGGCAGAGGCGGAAGCGAGAAGGAUGGGUGACCCGAAAGCAGAGGUGCUUGAUAUAUCGCCCCUUGACACAGAUCGAAAAGUUUGCACAGAGGAAAAUGACGGUAAGAGUGAGCCGAGCAGCUGCAAUGGGCAUGGUGAGAUAUUCAAGGAGAGUCGUCAUCGUGUGGAGCGGUUGAAAACAAAAGUGCUUGCACUCCUCAAUGAACAAGGCCAAGAAAGCUGUGAUCAUUCAUCAGUCGGGAUGGUGUCAACAGUUACUUCAGAUGUGGCCCUUCAUGAAUGGGCAAAGGAGCAAGGGGUCUUCAGUAAGAUACAGGCUGCAGUUUUUACAAACACUGGGAGGGGAGCUGCUGCAGCAGAAGACAUUGCAGUUGGCGAUGUUGUGCUCGAAAUCCCGCAAGAUCUUCUCAUAUGUGUCGACACAGCAUUGCAGUCUGAAAUGAGGUCUGUUUUUGAGUCUAUCGAAGGAGGUCAGGUGGAGAUCGGGCCAAGGAAGGAAGGGGAGGAAGGAGAUUGGGGGAAGGGGGAGGUCAGUGUAAAUCGGGCGGAGGAAGCAGUAGACGGAGGAGAUAGAGGGAAGGAGGUCAGGCGGAGAUUGGGCGAAGGAAGGGGAGUCAGGUGGCCAGGCGAGGGAGAGCAGACAGAGGUUUAAAGGAAGGUCCAGAGGAGGCGAUUGGGAGAAAAGGGAGGCGGCAGGGAGAAGUGCGGCGGAAGGAGGACAGAAAGCAGAACGUAG
This is a messenger RNA of Chara braunii, 2689 nucleotides long. Lineage: Eukaryota; Viridiplantae; Streptophyta; Charophyceae; Charales; Characeae. The record is from the annotation of a GenBank genome assembly.